Cotesia glomerata is the source of this 8267-nucleotide messenger RNA. RefSeq lists its product as uncharacterized. The transcript is spliced from 16 exons. Gene Ontology annotation, molecular function: chromatin binding. The record is from RefSeq and is a predicted model, not a curated record. The coding region runs from base 1052 to 7462 and encodes 2136 amino acids. NCBI's taxonomy places the organism in Eukaryota, Metazoa, Arthropoda, Insecta, Hymenoptera, Braconidae.
ACUACUUAUUCCAGUCACAAUUGAACCGUCGGACGGUAAACAUGUUGCAUUUUGGUUUAAAGCCGUUUGUUUAACAAUUAUAAAGACAAAAACGGUUUGUCUGAGUGUUCAUCAAGCGUAUUGUUGGCGACGACAAUUGUACAGUGAACAGUGAGCAUACUUGUGAUUAUUGUUCAGAGUUUAAAACAUUUACCAGCGUCUAGAAAGGUCUGGAUGCCGUCGGAUGCCUUAACACAUAAUAUUGAUAACCCAGUGCUCCAAUAUAGUGAGUUUCUCACAAAACUUUCUUUGUUUGUUGUUACUGGUUCUUAAAAACAGCUGAUGAGUAAUGUUUGUAAUUUACUUGUAAAUUGUGAAUCGCUUGACAAAAAAAGUGAUAUUUUGCUAAUGUUGGAUAGGAGGUUCUGGCAUAACCUCUCUUUCAGUAGCACAGCCGGCGCCCAACGUAAAAGGGAAUGAACCGAGCCACGAAUUCUGCUACGUAGUUGACGUUUUCGAGUUUUUGUUUUGGUGACAAGUUUUGAAAAUAAAAAAAAAUUAUUGCUCAGCCGUGACGUCACAAUACCGAAAUGGUAUUUAAAUACAAAAUAAUUUCGCAGAGUUCAGAAUAAUUUUCAGAACAAUGUCGACAGGUGAUAAUUAAAGUGCCGAAGAUGUAGACAACGUAAUUUAAGAUGCUGGGAAACAAUCCCAACGAUCGUCGAGUUUAAUUGUUUUUGUUUUGUUGUUUAUUUUCGUUGGAUUACUGAUUGCUGGACGUUCUUGGUAAUUGUGCUGGUUGGCUGAUAUGGAUGUAAAUGUAAAUGCUGGUGCUUAUUAUUAUUAUUGUUAUUAUUAUUAUUAUUAUUAUUACUAUUAUUAUUAUUAUUAUUAUUAGUGAAGUGCGAGAAAAUACAAGGAAUAGCUGCUGAUGGUUUUGGUGCUGGUGGUAGUUUUUCAGAUCAGGAUUAUUUACAUUUCUCAGCGGGAUGACCCGCGGUCUUGAAGGAUCUAUUUCAUAGUCAUCACAGUGGAGUUCUGUUUUAUUGCUGCCUCGGGAGGGGGUGGUCCAAUGUUGGUCCCUCCCGUGGCCCCAGGGGGAACUGCCAGCCGUCAGGUCAGCGAUCCCGGGGUUCGGGGUCCUCACAACUCCGUCCCUGGUUCAGCCACCGCUCUGUGGCCCCUUGCGCCUGCACAAAAUAAUCUACCAGGAAGCCAGCAGUCCCAAGCAACGCCACCCCUAGCUGCCACCCCUGCACCACCACACAAUCAAGGCAUUAAUCGAUACGAGCUGUAUUCCUUAUUUCCAGGAAGUAACGGGGGUAGUUAUGUGGCGACGACAGCAGCCACCCCUGCAGCUACCCCCGGAAGAACAUAUCAUGCGACGACACACAAAGCAGAACGGACAGUUUCAGAAAGUGUAUUCUCAGCAGCAGUGGGAGUGGGAGUUGGGGGCUACACUUGGGGAGCACCAACACCACCACCGGGUUCCCCAUACAGUCCAGUUCCGGGAGUGACCCAGCUGGAGCUGCUGGCGAAGAAUUUGGCAAGCCUAGCGCCGCAUCAUGCCCAGCAGCCGCUGACCCUCCAGGGCGUGGGGGUGAAUAUGGGGGCGAGUGUCCACCAUGCCCAGCAUACCCAGCACACUCUGAACCUAGCUGGACUUCAUCAUCUUCAUCACGGUGAGUCGAUGGUGACGAGUACAUCGACGACCUCGUUUACGUCCAAAUAUAUUGACGAACGUAUAUUAACACUCGGUGGAAUCCAUCAAGGAACUUUCUCUCCGCAACUCUCCCUGGUGACUGCAGGAACACCGACGCUGACAAUCAACAGUUUUUCAUCCCCCAACACCCAGGCGAGCGUGAUGCCAGCUAGCGGAGGACUUUUGGUCCAAGAGUAUCAGCCUGGAAAUCAAAAUAACCAUCAACUGGCCGUUUGUCCGUCCUCGAACAGCGGAUCUUCCGUCCCAUCGGGGACAGCCGCUUGCACUGUCAGCACAGUGAUAGUCCAGGGUGCCCAAACGGGGAGUGCUUUUGUCCAAAGUACCAUGAAGAAGCGCGAGUCGUUCGUUACUGGACAGGCUGCCCAAACUGCUAUCAAAGUUGAGAACAAAACCACCACUAGGCAAUCUUGCAUCUGCAAAAGCACUAACAUCAACAACGGCAAAACAAAAGUCGUCCAUUCAGAGGCGGGAUGCAGCCGGACUUUACCAGUUGUCUCGUCCUGGAACGGUCAAGACACAUCGUCCUGUGCGAAUGCCUUCAACCAGAGCGCCGCGACUAAUCUCAUCAAGCGGGAACCUCUUGCUGCGGUGCCUUGUCAAGUAGCCGAGGUAUCAACGUCUCUUCACGCUACGACUACGGCGGUUAAAAUUGAACCGCUUCCACCCAAGUCCGAGAAUGGAAUAGUCGUCUCUACUGCAGCAGCUAGCGGAAUUCCUGUGGGCAUUGCCGUUGCUCGCCAAAGGUUACAACAUCAUCAGGAAACAUCGUCGACGUCCAUGCGAAAUGUCUCACUGAGUCAUCACACCUCCCAUCAUGCCAGCUAUCAUCACUUUCAGCCGGACAAUCUUGGUUCAACCACGGCCAUGGCGAUGGGCGGCGCGACUUUGGUUCACUGCGGGACUGGAGGGGAAGACCGUUCUGCCCAUCUCGCAAUCCCCUCGGGUGCUGCCUUGGCACCCUCUCUCAACGCUACCCUAAAUUCGGGCCUCAGCAACAUCGGACCUACCGCGCCGGGCGCAUGGCCUCCAACAUUAUGGCAAUACCCCACCACAGCAGCAAUGCCGUCUUUGGAACCCGUUGGGUUUCCCCAUCUUGGCGUUGGCUUGCAAGGUGGGCUGCAAUUGGUACGCGAUCCAACAAGUGGUCAACUUCUACUGAUCCAUGCUGCUGCAGAGCAAAUGCAGCAAGCAGUAGUCUGGCCAAACUACCCUUCAGUGCACAGCACCCCGAAUAUCGGAGCCCCUCCGCUGAUCCUACCUGGACCGGCAACUCCACCAUCUCUUCAGCUACUCAGUGACAUCAAUGGUGCUAGACUAGUUUUAACAGAGAACAAACGGAAGCAGCAAAAUAAUGUUCCUAUUGUUAAAAUCGAAGCCGAUUGUGCUACUCCAAACGCUACUAUCAUCGCAUCUGCAGAAUCGAGUAAAGCUUUGCAAACGGUAACAACAAUGACAGGCUCAUUGGUGACGGACACUCCACUUUUGACGACAUUGCACUACUACCCUCAUGCUCCGACUCUGGUGCAAAUCAGUCAAUCCGAGUCGAUGCAGUGUCGGACGCAGCAACGGAACACCUUCAUCUCAAAAGCAACAUCACCAGUCUCUUGCCUAACACCUCCCCCAGAAGUGGUUCCGACCCACGCAAUAGAGACCCUCGACAACGUACUGAACGUCCAAGACGCUUCAAACCAAACAGAUGCCCCCGAGCCUGAGGAAGAUGCCCAUCCAUCAAUAGAGAUUGACGGACUGCCAAUCAAGCAGGAGCAGCUCUUUUCUUCCUGCCAGACUCCAGCGAGCUGCAAUUUCGAUAUCGUAUCCUCCAGCAUCGAGCAAAAGAGCAAAGUCGACAACGCUGCGGUCGCUCCUUUGCAAAAGGACCCAAAGAUCGAAGCAAUCAGCUCCAUAGACCAGGCUAUCGACAGAGUAGUCUGCAAGUCCACUGAAGAUGAAGAAGUUGUAGACUCAGCUGCUGACGAAGCUAUUAUUAACGAGAGAAUUCGCAGACGUCCUUCCAGAGUUAUUGAGAUUACAGAAGAAAACUGCGACAGCUUCCAUGAAAAUCUCGAGUUCUUUGGAAGACGGAGGGAUCCUGUUGAGCUUUGUCGCAAGCCUCAGUAUUCUGAAGAAAUGUUUAAUGAAGAAAAGCUGCGCGAGUCUAGCUUAAAUGAUAAUUUUGAUGGUGAAACAGAUAAAGAUAAGGAUAAAGAUUGCCAGCAGUCGGUUACUUCUACUUUAAAUGCUUUCGAGGAGGUUAAUAAUGUCGAGGUUGACAAAAUUGAUCCUCAGGAUUCGGAUGUUGUUCAUUCCAGCUGCUCACCUACGGAAAAGUUCAAAUCUCUGGACAUGCCUUCCAUCGAUUGUGAUGAAGAAGAUCAUAGUCUGAAAACCAAGCAGGACUGUCCAAUAACUCCUGACAAGAAUCAUCCAGACAAGCUGAACCGCGGCAUCGAAAAUGUCGUGGAAAAACUCAAGAAAAAUGCAGUCGCGCUGCAAGAUACUUCUGAGAAAUCAAAUGAAGAAGUCGUUGAUGAAAGUAGUAGUGUAGGUGUCGCUAUCAGUACAACGACGCCUGUUGCCAGGUGCUUACCUCGGACACUUACCAACGGUCUGAAGAAACAUAUUUUGAGGUUUUACGAAGAAGAGUCUUCUAUUUUAGAAAAUAUUAAUAGCAAGUCGGUGACUGAACAAAAUGAGUUGAAGAAAGAUUCUGGGUGGUUAGCAAACGGCAAUAACCUCAGUAAUCUUUGUACUAGUACAAAUAAUAAAAAUAAUAAUAAUAAUGAUGAAGAUGAUGAUGAUGAUGAUGAUGAAGAUGAUGAUAGUGUUAAUGAUAAGUCUGAAAAAAAUCAAAGAGAAAAAACUGACAGCGAAAGUUCAGACGAGUCUUGUAAAUUGGACGUGAAAGAACGUAAGAAAAUAAAGUCAAGUGUUGAUCUAAGCGGCCUUGAACUGCUGUCCAAUAGCAUCGCGCAGUUGGAGCAUUUGAAGCCAGAUGGCGCUGACGGUACUAGUGGUUCGGAAGUGGAAGCUUCGCCGGGAAAGCGAAGUGCGAAAAAAGGAAGUCAGGAGAAUAAUAACAAUGUUGACAGUCCUUUGGGGCUGCUUUGUGCGUUGGCUGAGCAAAGAUUCAUGGAAGAAGUUGGGGACCAGAAACGGGAUAAUGGUGAAGAUGAAAAGAAGGGAGAAAAGCGACGUCAUUCUGUGGAUGAUAUUUACAGAAAUGCCAAGAAGACUAGAAAGGAUUUGUUUUACUCUUUCAAUGAUAAGGAUACUAGUAAAGUGAAGAAUUAUGAUUACGAAGCAGAUGAUGAUGCUGAUGAUGAUUGCACAGAUUCGGAGGGUGAGAAUAAAAUUAACGAUGAUAAAGUUUGCGAACUCAAUAUCAAAAUGUUCAAAGAUAAAACCCAACCGUUUAAAAUAGAUUUUCAAGGUGAUUUAAAAGCGCACGAUGAAAUUUCAACAUUUAGGUUAAAAGAAUCCCCCAGAAGUCAUAUUAAAUUGUUGGAUAACAUUCCCAGUGUUUCUCCGGUAUCUGUUUUACCAGGCAAGACUUCGGAGGAGGAAGACAAGAUGGCGGUAGUAGUUGAUUAUGAUACUUCUUCAUCUUCCCCAACUGUGAGAAGCUCCAGUUCUGCUAAACGGAAAGUUGGUCGGCCAAAGAAGUUAAUGUGCACUUCGACGAGCCGUCAUCUGACGGAAACAAUAGUUGCCAAAAAGUCUAGAAGCAAGUCGUUGGUGAGCUGUCUGAUAAGUGCCAAGAACAGACAGAAUAAUAAAUUGAAGAGCCAAUCAAAGCCUAAGGCGAUUAAGCAGACGCCUUUGCACAGCAAGAAUGUUAUCAGUUCGAUUCUCGCUGAGAAGGCCAAGUUGAGUCAGGAAGCCAAGCUUGAGAAACAGGUUAUCAAGUUGAAGCCCAAGUUUAAGCCUCAGAAGGUUAAGGACUGGGAAGAAGUAACUGAAGAAGUUGGUAAGAGCGAGCCAGAGGUCGCUGAACUCGUGGAAGCUCAGUCCGAUGAGCUGGUUGUUGACAAGGAAGUUCAUUGUGAGAAGUCAAAGAAGAAGAAGCGAAAAUCCACCUCUUCGUCGCCUCAGAGGAGGAAAUCCAGUGAGGAGAAGAAAGAGGCCAAGCGUAGAAAGUCUUCCGAAUGCAAAGAAUGCAAAGAGUGCGCUCGCGCUGCAAAAGCUGAGAAAGUCGAAAGUAUUGCAAAUAAAUGCAAGCUGGUGUCGGAUCAUUUGGAGAUUGAUCAGCUGAGGGUGUUGACCGCAAUGGGAGGGCUCUUCUAUGCCGGCAGGCUCAGCGCCGUUCAAGCUCCGGAUAUUUAUGCGAUCACGCUAGAUGGCGAGAGGGGCAAUAGGCCUCACAUUCAUUCCAGAGAAGAAAUCCUCAGAGACGCUAUUGUAGAGGUCUGUCCUACGUCUACUAAGGAACUUGCUCCUGGAACGAGGUUAUGUGCUUACUGGAGCCAGCAGUACCGGUGUUUGUACCCAGGAACUUCCGUCGAGUCUUCAGAACCGGAUUCUGAUUUGGAUGAAAAGUUUGUCAGUGUCGAGUUUGAUGAUGGCGACAGUGGUAGAAUUGCUUUGGAUGAUAUCAGGCUGCUUCUUCCUGAUUAUCCGGUCGUGGAGUAUGAUCCCAAUCCCUUGUUGACGUUGGGUAAGAAAAGGAGACUCAAUUCUAUGAGCGAUGACAAGAGGUCAGAUGGCUCUGGGGUUGCUCCUAGGGAAGACAAGGUUGAGAGCCACGGUGAGAAUGGCAAAGAGCUGGAUGAAAAGACUAUGGAAAAGUACAGGGAGCGCAAGAAGCUGAAGAAACGAAGGAGGGACAAGCUCAAGAGGCUGGUCCAGGUUGUUGAUGGCAAGAAGAGGCACAAAAGGCACAAGUGCUGUGAAGAGCACAGAAAACAUAAACACAGAAAGCACAGGAAGCAUAAACACAAGCACAAUCAUCACUCAGGGCAUAAUGAUAGUCAUUUGAGUGGCGGGGAAAGCUGCUCAGGGGUCAGGACUGAGGAAGAACAUGACAAUGAAAGUGGGAUUAGGAAUGAGCAAGAUCUUCAAGAGAAUGAGGCUCCAGUUGGGAAUGGAGAGGUGGUUAGUGGUGAUCUGGAGAUUGAUGAGGGAUCUCAGGAGGCGCAAUUGGCUCAAGAUCCCCAGCUGGUUGUUAAGGAGAUGGUCGUUGAGGAGAAAAGUGAUAAAUGCAAGAAAAAGAGCAAGGUGAGGGAGAGACAGGAGUCUGUGGAGAGCAGAAGCAAAAUGGCAGCUUUUUUGCCGGCAAGACAGUUGUGGGGGUGGGCUGGCAAGGGAUACAGGAGGCCUGGGGCCAAGGGCAGGGCCAAGAAACAGUUCUUCAAGGCGAUCCAGAGGGGCACCGAGACGAUACAGAUUGGCGACAGCGCUGUUUUUCUGUCUACUGGCCGUCCCGAUAGACCCUACAUUGGAAAAAUUGAGUCCAUGUGGGAAACUACUAGUUCUAAUAUGAUUGUUAAGGUUAAGUGGUUCUACCAUCCUGAGGAAACUGUCGGGUGUCCUGCCAACUUGAAGUAUCCGGGCGCGUUAUUUGAGUCACCUCACAUGGACGAGAACGAUGUCCAGACGAUAUCUCACAAAUGCGAGGUACUUCCUCUCCAAGAUUACACAACAAAGCUCGGGAAAGAGCCUCAUCGUUAUCUCACCAUUUACGAUAACAACGAUAUCUACUAUCUCGCUGGAUACUACGAUCCUACGACAUAUCUCCUCACUCUGCAGCCUGGCGUUGCUUAAAUUACUAAAUUAAAAAUUAAAAAUUAAAAUACAACUAAACAGAUCAAAUUAUGUUACUUAAUUAUCAACAACGCCCACAGUAUCAAUAUUUUACGCUGUAAUAUUUAACUAUUUAAAGUUACAAUUACAAUGUAAUGCAAUAAUUACUGUGGGUGAAAUUAUAAAUAUAAAAUAUUAUUAUUAGUCGUAGAUUUUAGGUUUUAAUUUUAAAAAAUAAUUAAAUUGUAAAUAAUGUAUAUAUUUAUACUGUUUUUAUCAGUUGCUUCUGUAUUACUAGGUCCGUAAUUAUUCCAUAGAAUUUAACUGAAUUGUAAUUGUAAUUUAUAAUUUACAAUAUUGAUUUAAAAGACACCUGAAAUUCUAUUAUACAUAAAAAUAUAUUAAGUGAUAUUAAGAUACGGUGCUACGUAAUCAAUCACAUUAAAAUGCUAUUUAUAUUAAAAAUUAAUAAUUAUAAUUAUCAACUAUAGUUUAUAUUUAAUUUGAUUGUUUUAUUAUUUGUUAUUAUUAAUAUUAACAUUAUUGAGCUUCGUUCUGUUCUAGAGAAAUAUUACGAUUACGUGGAUAAAAUACAAAGUGACACAGUAUGUGCAACAUAUAUAAAAAUAAUAAUGAUAAAGUAUACUUUUUUUUUACAAAUUAUUUUGUAUAAAUCUAAUCGAUCAUUGUUUGAGUGUUAAGGUUGUUUGUUUUAUUUUUUAAAAUUGUAAUAUUAUAUAUUAUUAUAUUGAGUACCGACUUGACAAUUGUACAGUAAGUCAGUUAUAGUUUAUUGGCAGGUAAAUAAAAUUUAUUGAAAUACAAU